Messenger RNA from Salvelinus namaycush (lake trout), 1388 nucleotides. Its product is annotated as C-reactive protein-like. Lineage: Eukaryota; Metazoa; Chordata; Actinopteri; Salmoniformes; Salmonidae. The record is from RefSeq and is a predicted model, not a curated record. The transcript has 8 exons. Bases 1 to 1128 code for a protein of 375 amino acids.
AUGGGAACAGAAGAGGAAUACCCGGUGCGGUCGUCUCAGGACGAACAUUUUGAGAACACCUACUACAGCGAUUUCAUCAACAACCUGGAAAAGGUCAAGUACGCAGGCCAGUCCCUGAACAUAUCCACCCUCAACGUGCGUUCCAUGCUACCUGAGAACCUGAACCAUUUCUUCAGGUACCAGGGCUCUCUCACCACCCCUCCCUGUUACGAGAGCAUCCUGUGGACCGUGUUUGACACACCCAUCACCCUCUCUCACAACCAGAUCAGGAAGUUGGAAAGCACUCUGAUGGACAUGGAGAAUAGGACCCUGUGGAAUGAUUACCGCAUGGCCCAACCUCUCAACGACCGCGUGGUCGAGUCCUCCUUCCUGCCUGGCCUGAGGAAAGGAACUUUCUGUCGCCAUGAUGAAAUCGAAUCAAAGCUCCUGAAGAUUGAGGGUCUGAUAACUUCUCUUGGAAAACACAUACGUUCAAGUGCAAUUGGGGAUGCAAGGCCUUCCGAACAUGAGCCCAGAGUGAUGUCUCCCCUGGUGCUCCACUUCCCAGAGAGCAACACAGAGAGCUAUGCCCGGGCCCACCUGGCUCACUCCAUGGACCUGCACUCCUUCACCGCCUGCAUGCACCUGAGGACACGCCCUGGAGAGAUACAAACUGUCCUGUCAUACUCCAGCCAGGGCAACGAUAACGAACUGAUGAUCACCGUGGGAUAUGAGGUGGGUCUGUGGAUCGGCAACGAGUUUGUCAACCUGCCCCACAACUUCCACUCCCGUGACUGGGUCAACUACUGUGUCACCUGGUCGUCCCACUCCGGGGGUGCUGAGCUGUGGAUCAACGGGGUGGUGGGGGAGGAACAGUACCUCCGGAGGAGAUACACAGUCAGCCCAACAGGGGUCUUCAUCCUGGGGAAGGACCAGGACGGCUUCCUGGGGAUCUCUGACACGGACGCCUUCGUGGGUCAGAUAACGGAUGUCAACGUGUGGGACUAUGUUUUGAACUCGGCUGAGAUCCGGGAACAGAUGUCCUGUGAGGACACCACCUCUCCCAGGGGGAACGUGUUUAGCUGGGGGGUCACACCUCUGAGUCUCUACGGAGGGGUGCAGCUGGAGACAGACUACAGGUGUCACUGAGGGAGAGGGGUGCAGCUGCAGCACAGCACCCUGGGUGGUGUUCAGUAGGGCACAACGUAGCGAAACGCGCUGAAACGGAAAUAAAAUAUAAAUUAUGUCCCGUCAAUAUAUCAAAUCUAUCCUUUACUGCUACUGACUAUUGAGUAUGAAGGAUAACUCAUCUAUUUGAGACAUGAGUGACAGGUUCAGUAUAACAAUGUUUAUUGUAUAAGGGAAGGGAAUCGCAGAAGAUCUCUGGAUGUCCGUGUGGGCUCAGAGCA